Strongylus vulgaris is the source of this 338-nucleotide messenger RNA. NCBI's taxonomy places the organism in Eukaryota, Metazoa, Nematoda, Chromadorea, Rhabditida, Strongylidae. The record is from the annotation of a GenBank genome assembly.
AUGCAGUGGAUGACAGACCGCAUCAAGGAUCCAAACUGCAAAGUGCCGAGAUGUGAAAAUUGUAAAGGAGUUGUUAAACCAGACAUCGUAUUCUUUGGUGAAAAUUUACCACAACGUUUUUUCCAGUGCGCUAUCUCGGACUUUCCUAAAUGUGAUCUUCUAUUGAUUUUGGGCACGUCACUUGUUGUACAGCCAUUUGCUAGCAUGGUCAAUGAGGUGUCAGAUGAUGUACCGCGUCUUCUCAUUAACAUGGAAGAAGCAGGUCGCGCUGGUCUGUUUGAACGUGCCAUGGGGAUUCAAGGGCUGUGCUAUGGAAUGAACGAUAACAAAAGGUAAAU